Messenger RNA from Harpegnathos saltator (Jerdon's jumping ant), 3541 nucleotides. Its product is annotated as serine/threonine-protein phosphatase 6 regulatory ankyrin repeat subunit B. NCBI's taxonomy places the organism in Eukaryota, Metazoa, Arthropoda, Insecta, Hymenoptera, Formicidae. Gene Ontology annotation, molecular function: protein binding. The record is from RefSeq and is a predicted model, not a curated record. The coding region runs from base 917 to 2710 and encodes 597 amino acids. The transcript is spliced from 3 exons.
CAUCAAUAGAGGAGAGAAUACACAAAAGAGGAUCGUCUAAUGCUUCCAAGAAGAACAUGGCUAAUUGCUUUGCAAAAGUUACAACGCUUUCUACGCGGGACAGACGUCGAGGCGAUUGAAGAUCAAAAUUCAAGAAUAUACCAGAAAUAUUAACAAACACACGACUUAAAUCUCUAUUGUCUCAGAACGCCUCGAUCGUUCGUCUGCCAUGCGUUUAAUUGGCAUGAUGUAAUUGGCGCGAGUUGAAUUGGCCGAUUAACGGCUAAGCAUCGUUAGCGGAACAAUACAGUUCCGUCGUUUUGCAGGGAGUCACGCUAACAGAAACGCAGAUUGUUCAUUGACCAUUCGCCAUUCGGUGCGACCGUCCUAAAUUCCAACGGCUCGACACCUAUGGCUCGAGGCCCGAAGGGGAUUAAGGAGCAAGCUAGCGAGGGAAGUGGGGUAGAAACGAAACGAAUGAAACGCGCUACUACGCGAAAGACGGAGCGAGUCAUGGCCGGAGUGGCGUGCAGUGGUGGAGGAGGAGGGAGCCGAAGAAAAAGAAGUUGAGAAAGAGGUGGAAAAGGAAGAGAGAAGUCGAGGCUAUCGCUACCACGAUGCAGCCACGGCAGUGAGGCAUCGUAAAACGCCGGUGCAUAGUCGGCUGCUCGUCCGAUUCGAAUCACCGCUCUCCGCGUGUCCGGUUGGUCUCGCGUGCCUCUCCAUCGCGCAGCGAGUAGCGGCGCUAUAAACUCCUCGGGAGAGACCGCAAUAACAACAAUCGCGCGCGCCGCAGUCCAGUCGCGUCGGCGAAAGCGAAAUUCCUCGGUGGGCUAAUUACGCCGAGCGUCGUGCCGAGAUCGUUUCGCGUGGAAAGCGCCGAGCCAGUUAUUGCACGAGUGGGUAAUCGCGGCCAAUUGAGGGCAGCGUGCGUGCGAUGACUUCCGCGUACGACGAGGCGGCGACUACUCCACGCGGCGCCGUGAAGCUCGGUCCCGUCACUGGUCAAGAGCUGGACAAUCCGGAGACUCUCGCCGGCAUGGAAGAGAGAUCGUUUUCGCGCACAAGCCUCGCAACAGGUGAUUCCGCCGGCGUGGAGGCUCCGGCGGCCUCCUCCUCGGCGGAAAUCAGUCUUCCACCCGGUGAAUCGUCGUUCGAUGAGAACUCCACGAGCGUGCACGGCGAGGAUACGCCGAAAACGACAGGUGAACACGAGGAAGUCGACGGUAAGGAUGAUACUCAUGAGGCAAACCUGAAUUGCUCCACGAGCUCGUCGAACGAGACGAAUGACACUUUGGUGCGGAUGGAUAGAACUAGGAACAAGGAGUCCUCGUUUCUCGAGGAACAUGAGCAACACGGCGAAAGGGAGGAAUCAAUCUCGGUGUUGCCGGCGGUGGAGAAUGCAGCCACGUGCACCUCGAGAAAGGGGCAGGUCAAGGACCAGAUCAAGGACCACAGGAAUCAGAGCGUGCUGGAGGCGCGAGCGCAGGAGCGACACACGUGUGACGAUGACCGCGCCGAGGAAAAUUCUCGCAACUCGCAGACGGCCUCACAAGACGAGCCUCACACAUUGCGAGCUCAUUGCGAGAACGCGGAGGAGCCUCGUCCGGACGAGGCGCAGGAUGAGGUAGCGGACAGGGAGAUCGCUCAAGGUUGCCAGAACGACUGCUACAACUUCUACGACGCCGUGCGAUCGGGAAACGUCAAACGCGUCUCGGCGUUGAUCGCCAGCGGCUGCGUGCAAAACCUGGACGAACCGGAUUGGAAUGUGUCGGGAGACCCACCCCUAUUGGUAGCGGCCACGAACCAGUGCCUACCUGUGCUCAGCGCGUUACUGGCGAACGGAUGCGAUCCAGCUGCGCGUUCGCCGCGCGGCGAGACGGCGCUGCACCGAGUGAUCCAGAACGGUGGGCCGAGCAACGUGUUGAAAUUCGUGGAGGAUCUUUUGAAGCACGGCUGCCCCCCGAGCGUUAAAGAAGCCGGCAGCGGCUCGACUGCAUUGCAUGUGCUCUCCCGUCAGCUUGCUCACACGCCACUGAAAUCCCUUCACCAUAACUUCGACGUGGCCCUAACAACGCUCGAGCUGCUGGCCAAGGCAGGCCUAGUCAACAUCAAGGAUCAUCAGGGCCGAAGCCCUCUGCACAUCCUGGCCUCGUCGGCGAUAUUUGAUAACAACAACAAGAGCCACAUCGAGUCGUUAAUCGUGACGCUGUUGGACGCCGGCGCAGACACCGCCUUGAAGAAUGACCGCGGAGAGACGCCGCUGCACGAGAGCCUUGAGUGCGGCGCGUUGAACACAGCGGAGCUACUGAUACCGCACACUCCGACCGGCAUCACGUCGCGAUACGGCGAAACGCCGCUACACAUCGCGUCGCGCAAGAACUACGUCAACAUGGUGACGCAGCUGCUGGCCCACGGGGAAGACCCGGGCGCGCAGGACGCCGGCGGCAAUACCCCGUUGCACUUGGCAGCCGCUCGCGGAUUCCAUCAGACUGUGUCGCUGUUGGUCACCUCGCCGUUAGCGCAACUGGAGAAUGUCAAUAUCGACGGGCUGACCGCGCUGCAGGUCGCCACUGAGAGCAGAUUCAUCAACGCCGUGAGGAUACUGUUAAAGGCCGGCGCCGAUCCCAGCCAGAUCAUGCACUAUUGCGCGACCGUCCUGCGCCAACAUCCUGACAUUUCGCUCCUCGUGAACCACGAAUUGACCAGACGUCGACAGCUCGCCGCUUGAUUCGCCGUGGGCUACGAAUCAAUCUGCUCCCUUUUCACCAAUGUCAAUUAAGCUUUAAUCUGAACUCGAGUCCUUGUUCGGGUUUAAACUCAAGUUGAGGUUGGUUUCAUCGACGUUGAUGAAGAUUCUAAACGGUGAAGACAUUAAUUGCCGAUAUUAUUGUUAAGGAUUUACUACGUACGAUACUACGUAAUUGUCAUAUUCGUUGCUCAAUAUCGCGCGAUACGCGUGGUCGACUGUUCGAAAUUUGUGUAUCGCGUGCGUAUAAAUAAUAAUUAUAUGGAAAUCGUUGAUGCCAUGAAUUUUGGCUGUGGAUCUAAGUGCACUUGAUGUAGAAGACUGGCGACGUCCGCACGUUCGCGAUUUAAAAAAUAAAAAAUAUAUAUACAUAUAUGUAUAUAUAUAUAUAUAUAUAUAUGAGUGUGUGUGAAAGUAUAUUGUUGCGAAUAAAUUUCAAUGUCGUUAUUGCUAUCGUCGUUUCCUUUUCAUUAUUGUUGUCACCUAUAAUCCCGUUGUAAUUAUUAUCGCUAUUGACGUUUUAUGGUUACACGUUUACUUGUUAUGGAUACAACUUAUCUGGACGAGGAUGCAAUAAAACGAGACGGUGCGAAUUCUCAUAAUAUUAUUGUAUAUUUUAUAAAUCCAUGACUUGAAAUGAAGCGAAAACGGAAUAAAUGGAGAGCAUACUCUUAUGAGGCGUCUAUAUAUGUACAACUACGCCAUAAACGGAUUUUAAACUAUUCCUCUCAAACUAUCACAUGAUAUCUGGAAGGCUGUGUUUCCUUUUUAGAGAUAUGAAAUAAAUAUCAUACAACGAUACCGUACAAUGUA